This is a messenger RNA of Menidia menidia (Atlantic silverside), 2430 nucleotides long. NCBI's taxonomy places the organism in Eukaryota, Metazoa, Chordata, Actinopteri, Atheriniformes, Atherinopsidae. The record is from the annotation of a GenBank genome assembly.
AUGGCCCCAACGAAGCCUGGUGAACGGAUGCUGGUUUGGUCCCUGCGGCCGCUGCAGAUGAAGCAGAGCCGGCCUGAAACGGCGUGUCCUGAUGCGGUGAGUGACUGGGUGGUGUUUCAGGUGCUGGCGUUGGGAGUCGGUGGGAUUUGUGCGGUGGCCUUGUGUGAAUCGCAGGGUGCCAGCUUUAAUGGGAAGCUGGCCGCCGACGAGUCGCUGCUGUCCUCCUCCUCCCGCGUCCGCCUGCCUUUCCUCUUCUCCUCCUCUGCGCCUCUUUCUCUGCGCACCUCUAUCCCCGCUUCGCCUCCCUCCCGUUUGCUGCUCUUCCUCCCGGUCUCCUUCAAUCCAUCCCAUGAGUACAGGAGGCAGCAGGAAGCUGCCGAGGAGCGAGCUGGGAGGCGACUCCAGCCUCCUCUCCAGCAGAUUGUGCCUCCUGUACCAUGGAAACUAAACGCUCAGAGAGCAGAAGGGAUGGAGGGCAGAACUGCCGGGCAUACAGUCUUUGCUCUCAGAAGCAACGAGAGCUUUGAUCCACGUAAAGCUGAGCAGAACAGAGGUGCAGAGGUGUGGGAGGGAAAGGUCAGCCUUUGCGGGAGAGAGGCAGUCAUUGUAAUACCAAUGAACCACUCCCUGUCAGCCACGGCACAAUACCAGACAACACACGGGCGGGCGGAGCGCCUCCACAAGUUCACGGCUGUGGGAGAUAGCCAGCAGUCAGAGGCUGUUGAUCUCCUGUCGGAUGGAUAUGCUUCACCAUCUGAGCCGGAGCAGUUUCUAACAGGAGGACGUGCGGGGUCCUGCAGCCUGCGCUGCCCGCUCACAAAACCUGGAGCGUCCGCAGCCAGGCGCCUCCGUCAUGCCAGCUUUCAGAUGCUGCGUGUCGGCAGGGGUCACCAUGGCGUCGGAGGCCCCGCUCGCUGUGCAGAGCAGCUGAAGCCGACAUGGGCACAGAAGUCUCGGAGGUCAUCGGCAGGCUCAGCCUCUCUGACGUCACCGGCCACAACCACCAGCGGCUACGCAUCAAACGCCAUCGGGUUAGCAGCACAUCCUCCUCAGCCCCGGCUAAAGGUCCAUUACACUGACGUGGAGGAAUUGGACGGCUCAUUUUUAAAGACGGCGGCUCUCACUCGCUGUCUCAGCUCUUUUGGGACGGAGAUAAACAAUCAGGUGUUAUCCGGCCGCUCUGCUUCUCAGCAAUCCGAUCGAAAAACGGCCCUGAUCAACGCCAGCGAAUCCCAUCCGAGCACAGAGCUGCUGUCGUCAUGUGUGGACCCGGAGCAAACUGGCGUCCUGCUGCGUCUUGUCCAGUCGUGUCCAUUGUCUCCGAGAGAACAGCUGCAGGGCUGCGAGGCGGCGCAGAAAACCUGUUAUGAUCAAUAUUGGAAGAAUGGCAGCAGUGGAAGCCCAGCCGCCUCAUCACCUGGACCUCUGAGCCUCCACACACAGCUCGGAGCCAUCACUUACUUUGCGAUGAGAAUGUCCGAUAUCGUGGGCACUGACACGAUGAAGGUUUCCGAGGCCGCCGACACGGUGUCAUCUGAGAAGGACAACGCCACCAAGUGUGAAGUGUCUGACCAGAGCCAGAGCAGCAGCAAUAAAAAGGACGCUCAGCCUAAAAAUAGGUUUGGGGCCAAUCUGGCCUUCGUGGUUGGAGGCAGAGAGAGCAGGGGAGUCAGGCAGGCAGAUAAUCGGAGCUCAAAUCCUGGCUUAUCUACCAACUUCCUGCAUCUAUGUUACCCUGAGGAACAGAAUGACAGCAGCAUGGGGGGAGCAGCAGGAGAGGGUGGAGAAGACGCAGGCGGCAGGGGGAGGGAGAGGUGGGCGGAGAGGUUCCUUGGUCGUAAGAUUAUUACACCUGAACACGAAAGCAAACACCCCUCCCCGCCCUCUCUGCUCGAGGAGGUGGCUCUGCGUCGCGGCGUCUGUUUAAGCCAUCAAAUAUUCAUAGUGGGAGUAAUGGGGGACGUGGGGAACGGGGUGAGGAGCGGGAGGCAGGUGAUGCCUCCUGAUAGAGCCACAGAGACCAGGAAAGACGGGUUGACUUUGCUGCCAUCUGCCUCCAGCCCUCCGCGGUGGGACAGGUGGCUGCUGGCCGCCCUACUUCUGCUGACUUCAGCCCUUUCCCUCUCCCCCUCUCCAUUCCUUUAUCUCCUGCCGGCAUUGUUCAUUCCCCUCCGGCCCCACACCGCUCAAUUAGCUGGUGUAGCGGUGCGCUCACAGUCCCAGCCCUCUCCUCCCCCUCUCCAGCCCUCCCCCACCCCCGUAUUACCUGAUAUAGAAAAAACGUGGGCAGACAGAGUGGGUCCGGACUCGUCUCUCGACCCUGUUGGCGUUUCGGUCGCGCUUUCCUCCGACUCACUGGUGCGUUCCGCUGAAAACGCAGCCCUCAGAUCUUCAUCUCAGCUCAUUACCGUGGAGCAGAUAGGCCUCUGA